CGCAUCAUCACCAAACCGCCCUCCGCCGCCUCCACCCGAUCGCGGCCGUGAACGUCUUCCCUCCGUCUGCGCUGCUACUCGCGCCAUUGCGUCCUUCACCCCCCGCCCGAUUGGCGCAAACUACCAUGGCCGCCGCCGCCCCCUCCGCGGCUCCGGCGCCGCACUCGCCGAGCGACGAGAAGCCCGCCUUCGAGCUCAACCUCCAGCACGGCCACAAGGACCUUGUCCAGGCCGUCGCCUUCAACACCUACGGCGACCGCUGUGCCACAGGAUCUGUUGAUGGCCGCAUCCGCGUCUUCAAUCGUCAUCGCGACGGCACCUGGAGGCUCUGCGACACGUGGAGCGCGCACGGCGGCGAAGUCCUCGAGCUGCAAUGGCUUCCCGCCACCAUAUACCCCAAUCUCAUCGCCUCGCUCGGCAUCGAGGGUUGGUUCCGGCUCUGGGCCGAGGACCCCUCCGCCGCGCCCGGCCGCCGCUUCUGCUCCGGCCGCUCCGUCUCGGGGCGGCCCGCCUUCGACACGCGCUCCAGCCGCGCGCCCUACCGCUCCUUCUCCAUGAAGCACAAUGAGGAGACGCGCCACACCUACCUUGCCCUCUUGGCCACCGACGGCCGCCUCACCAUCUACGAGAACGACUCGCCCGAGAACCUGUCCGAAUACACGUCCAUCGACGCCUUCACCGUCUGCCCCCGCCCCAGCCGUGGUGAGGAGGUCUCGUUCCGCGUGCGCUUCGACCCCAACCCGGAGUCCUGCUACGCCGCCUUGCGCGCCGGCGUCCCCACCGACGCCCUGGGGCUCGUCGUCGCCGGCAUGGACACGGUCAAGGUGUACCGCUCCCGCGACGUCGUGUCAGCCUCGUACGGCGUCUCCUCCACCCAGAAGGAGUUUUACCUCGCCGCUGAAAUCGUCGGCCACCGCGGCCUCGUCCGCGACCUGGCAUGGGCCCCCGGCAACAUUCGCGGCUAUGACAUGAUCGCGACCGCGUGCCAGGACGGCUACGCGCGCGUCUUCCGUCUUGACACGCCGCACUCGGACGACGACGGCAAGUCCUGGUCCGCAGCCGACCUCCUCAAGCCGGCCGGCGCCCAACCUAUCUGGGACCCGGCGCCGAAAGACGACCCCGAGAAGUCGCAGCAGCAGCAGCAGCAGUCACAACCACCACAGCACCAGCAAUCACAACAGCAACAGCAGCAACAGCAACAGCACAGCCACCCCUCCACACUGAGCGCCAGCCUCGCCAAAUCGGGCCACCAUGGCGACAGGCACUGGUCCGGCCAGCCCGGCCAGGUCAGGCACACGGUCCGCGAGCUCUCGCGCCUCGACAGCCACCGCACGCCCGUCUGGAGGGUCGGCUUCGACGACGACGGGCAGAUCCUCGGCAGCACCGGCGACGACGGCCGCCUGCUGUGCUACCGCCAGACGCCCGACGGCGCCUGGGCCAAGAGCUCCGAGCUCAUCAUGAUGAAGGCUCGCAUGUUUGCGCCGUAAGCGUCUCACUCGCGCGCAAACACACACACACACACGUUGUUUUCUUCCAAUACGGCGUUUGGUGAGGACAGGCGGAUUUAUGGGUAGGUAGUACCAUGCGGUAGGGUAUGUGGGCUUUUUCUUUGAUGACCCAGUGGCCACGGAUCCAUGAACUUUGGUCACGCACUGGGCUUGUACGAUACAGCAAAGUGUGUUGGGCGUUGCGGCGUUGGGUUGAAUAUGAUGUCGGCGGCUCUAGAACCGCCAGGGGGUCUACCUUGAGGCAUCAUCACAAAGCGUUCAAUCUGACAAAAGAUUUGAUCAUUGUGUGUAUUGAUAGUAUGGGGGUGUUAAAACCUCGGCAGACCGCCAGGGGCAUAUUCUAAUG
Molecule: messenger RNA, 1854 nt
Organism: Purpureocillium takamizusanense
Lineage: Eukaryota; Fungi; Ascomycota; Sordariomycetes; Hypocreales; Ophiocordycipitaceae
Exons: 2
Coding region: 126-1487 (453 amino acids)
Biological process (GO): positive regulation of TORC1 signaling; cellular response to amino acid starvation
Cellular component (GO): nuclear pore outer ring; Seh1-associated complex
Molecular function (GO): structural molecule activity; protein binding
Source: RefSeq, a predicted model, not a curated record